AUGAAGAACAUGAAACCACCACUUCUACUAUUCAUCUUCAUCUCGGUCUCGCUCGAAGCACUCCCGAUCUCAGUCACUGGCAACAACGUUGACGCUUACCGGCCGACCGAUGAUAUUGCCGUCGACUGCGGCUCCUCCACCAGCUCCACUGUGGAGAACCGGAAUUGGAUUGGAGACGCCGCCGACCGUUCGGACUACUCUCCAAUUGAGAAAACUCACUCCUCUAUCACUGCAAAGGCAAGCAGUUCAUCUCCCAGCGUCCCUGUCGCCGCCCCAUACCUCACGGCUCGCCUCUCCCGCUCCGAGUUCGCCUACACCUUCCACGUCACCGCAGGGCCCAAAUUCGUUCGCCUGCACUUCGUCCCUUCGGAUUACCCCAACUUCCGCCGUGUUGAUUCCUUCUUCUCCGUCGGGGCCGCUGGCUACACCCUGCUCCGCAACUUCAGCGCUUCCCUCUUUGCUGAUUACCCCCUCCACGCGUAUGCUUUCGUGAAUGGAAUCGAAGUCGUUUCCAUGCCCGAAAGUCUCUACUACAACACCGUCGUCGACUCCGAGGGAGUCAAGUUGGCAGGUCAGCAGACGCCAUUCACCUUCCGUACCACUGAUGCUCUCGAAGCGGUGAAGCGCUUGAACGUGGGAGGACAGUUUGUCAGUCCAGCUCGGGACACGGGAAUGUACAGGACCUGGGAAGCAGAUGACGAGUACGUGACUUCCUCGGACAUCGGAGUAUUGCCAGUUAACACAACUAUCCAACUCAAUUACGGUGAGCAAGUGCCAAAUUACACGGCUCCAGAUCCCGUAUACACUACUGCGAGGACCAUGGGAAGGGACAAAAGAAUCAAUCUGAGCUAUAAGCUCACGUGGUCUGUCGAGGUGGACACGAACUUCUACUACUUGGUCCGGUUACACUUUUGCGAAUUCCAGAUAGAGAUAAAUAAACCUUUAGAUAGGGUUUUCAGGAUUUUCAUAAAUUCACAGCUGGUCGAGGGUCAUGCGGAUGUCAUUGAAUGGAGCGGGAAGGGCGUGCCCGUCUAUAGAGAUUUUGCAGUAGCCUUGUAUGACAGCCAAAAGAAAAGAACCAAGCUCUCCGUCGCGUUGGGCGCGCGUCCAGAUGGUUCUACUCUUUACUCUGAUGCCAUCUUGAAUGGCCUCGAGAUAUUCAAGAUCAGCAAUCCAGAUGAGAAUCUCGCAGGGCUGAACCCGGAUCCGGUCCCGAAUAAAAGGCCACCACCGCCAGGGCCUCCACAGUCAAGUAAAGCACCGUCGAGCCUCAGCAAAGCAGUAAAAAUUGCCAUCGUUGCUGGUGGAACUUCGGGCUUCACCAUACUCUCUCUCCUGGCUUUCUUCCUUUACCGGCGACGAAACAGAGCAAACGAUUCGAUAAAAUAUUGGGUGGUCCCGGACCACCACGUCAGCGUGGUCUCCGACGAGUCAUGA
Messenger RNA from Eucalyptus grandis, 1437 nucleotides. RefSeq names its product receptor-like protein kinase FERONIA. The transcript is spliced from 2 exons. NCBI's taxonomy places the organism in Eukaryota, Viridiplantae, Streptophyta, Magnoliopsida, Myrtales, Myrtaceae. Gene Ontology annotation, molecular function: protein kinase activity. The coding region runs from base 1 to 1437 and encodes 478 amino acids. The record is from RefSeq and is a predicted model, not a curated record.